Molecule: messenger RNA, 2079 nt
Organism: Colletotrichum lupini
Lineage: Eukaryota; Fungi; Ascomycota; Sordariomycetes; Glomerellales; Glomerellaceae
Product: DEAD/DEAH box helicase
Exons: 1
Coding region: 1-2079 (692 amino acids)
Biological process (GO): maturation of SSU-rRNA
Cellular component (GO): 90S preribosome
Molecular function (GO): nucleic acid binding; RNA helicase activity; ATP binding
Source: RefSeq, a predicted model, not a curated record
AUGGAUAUCCUCAAAGUGUUGUCGCGCUGCAUAAAACAGCCUGCCAAGGGUGCCAAGAACGCGAACAAAGGAGCGGCCAACCUGCCAUCCGCCGGCAACCGAACGAACCCCCAACUUUUCCACGACGAGGUGUCUUCAGCGCGGGGCAAUAAGAGGAAGCGAGGCAAAGAAGAGGUCGAAGAGAAGGAAGAGGAACAACUGCCCGAGGUCGAUUUCUUCGCGCCCCCCAAGUCCGAAACCCCCAAAGAAUCCGAAAAUGCCAAACAGCCCGCUGCGAAAGCCAAAAAGGCCGACAAGGCGUCUUCUGUAAAGGCGACUCUGCUCCCCGAGGACGAGUGCCGACAGAUCCUUCGCUCCCACCGACUGAAGCUUACGCUCCUCUCCGAGCGCCACAAGAAGGCCUCCAAGGUCACCAAGAGCAAGAAGAAGAAGGUCGCUGUCGAGGUUGAGAAGGAGACGAACCAGCUGCACCCGCAGCCCUUAACCUCUUUCCGCGAGCUUCGGACGAACUACAACAUUGCGCCGCUGCUGGCGGACAACCUCACGCAUCAAGGAUUCAAGGUGCCGACCGAGGUGCAGCUGGGCGCCUUGCCUCUGCUGCUGAAGCCAGAACUGGCACUGAAAGAAGUGCCGAAUAAUGAGGAGCUUGGAGAUGUCUCAAAGGGUGUGGAUUUCCUUGCCGUUGCGCCGACAGGCAGUGGAAAGACGAUCAGCUUCCUGAUCCCCGCGAUCAACUCCAUCAUGCAUAAGAGAGAGUCCAGCGAGGACAAGGAUAAGCAUGAUCUGUCUGCGAUCAUCAUUGCGCCGACAAGGGAGCUAGUUUUCCAGAUUGUGAACGAGGGACGCAAGCUGGCCUUGAACUCUGGCAUCAAGAUCGCCGGCAUGAAGAAGGGCAUGCGCUUUGCAGUUGCGGAAGAAGAUAAGGCCGAGAGCGAGGAUGAGGACGAGGACAGCGAGACCGAGCAGGUCAAGUCAAAGUCUGUCGUAAAGGCUGACAUCCUCGUCACAACACCCGCACUAUUCUACAACUUCCUUACGGCGUCGUCAAAGAAGGAUCGCAAAGUUCCGACUGUCACAUCAUUGAUUCUUGACGAGGCGGAUGUGUUGUUGGACCCCCUAUUCCGCGAACAGACCAUGGCGAUCUGGUCUGCUUGUCCUAACCCGGAGCUGAGAACUACGUUCUGGUCUGCGACUUUCGGAUCAAACAUUGAGACUUUGGUGACUGAGGCACAGUUGGCGAGACCAGCAUCCAAACCGUUGAUUCGUUUGGUAGUCGGUCUGAAGGACACGGCCGUCCCCAACGUUACACACAAGUUGAUCUACACCGCAACUGAGAAGGGAAAGCUAUUGGGUCUCCGCCAGCUCCUUCAUCCCACAGCAGGAGACGACUCGGGGCCACCUCUCCGGCCUCCGUUCCUGGUCUUCACCCAGACCAUUGAGCGCGCCACGGCCCUGGAAGAGGAGCUCAAAUACGACAUCCCCCUCGCCGCCGGCGGUCCCACCAGAAUCGCCGCCCUGCACAGCGGCCUCGCCGACAAGGCUCGCGCGAACAUCAUGCGCCGCUUCCGCGCCGGCGAGAUCUGGAUCCUCAUCACGACGGACGUGCUCGCGCGCGGCGUGGACUUUGCUGGCGUCAACGGCGUCGUGAACUACGACGUGCCCGGCUCGAGCGCCGCGUACGUCCACCGCGCGGGACGAACCGGCCGCGCGGGCCGCGAGGGCGGCGUCGCCGUUACGUUUUACACGACGGACGAUAUCCCCUUUGUCAAGACGGUCGCCAACGUCAUCGCCGCGAGCGAGAGGCAGGCGGGCAAGAAGGGCGAGGAGGCGAACGUGCAAAAGUGGCUGCUCGACGCGCUGCCGAACGUGAGCAAGGAGGACAAGAAGAAGAUUCGGGAAAAGGGCGUCGAGGCGAGGCGGAGCCACGGGGCGGCCAUGAUUUCGUCAAAGAGUAAGUGGGAGAGGCGCAAGGAUGCGAAUAGGGAGGGGGCCACGGCCGCGAAUAAGAUUCGGAUUAAGAAUGCAAGGAGGGUGGGUGAUGACGAGGCUGGCGCCGAAUGGGGCGGUAUCGAUGAUUGA